AUGGUACCCCCUCCUCAACCAGCUCCCAAAGCUGGUCUGAGUGACAAUGUCCCAGGUAUCCCGACAUCUCAAUCAACCCUUCGUCAACGAAAGGUCCAAGCGUCCGAAACCCCCUCGACCGUCAGCGUAGGAGACGAGAAAUCGUCUGUAGAUGACUUCAAAGAUAAAGACGGAGAAGAGGUCAAUUGGGGUAGGACUUCGUCCGGAGAGGUAUUCAGAGCACCCAACACUCAUUCCUUCUUGCAUACAUUGAUUUACACGACUCAUAAAUCAACUAUCACUCGCUUAACGUUAUUUUCACUGCUAUUCCAACCAUUCUUAUUUUACCUAUUGAGAAAUCAUAGUACGACCAGGUCGAUAUUCUUCUUGGUCUAUUUCGCAUUUUGGAGAGGAUCAUAUGAUUUUGGAUUCGCCUGGUUACUACGCAAACAAUCUGAAAAGAAGUAUAUCCUAAGAUGGUUAAAACAGAAGGGAUGGUUAGAUCUGAAUUCUGAUGUGGGUGGAGAAGAAGGAAGACGAUGGGCAAAAUGGUGGAAAAGUGAAUUACAACUCAAGAUGGAUGAUUCAUACAGAUGGGAAAAUGUUCCUCAGGAAUUCAACGCUUGGUUAAUGUUCAGACAAUUGGUUGAUGUAGUUUUGUUAAACGACUUCGUCUCCUAUACAUGCUUCGCCUGGUCCAACCUCCAUUUCCCACCCAAUCAUUCCGUCCCUCUGCACAUCCUCCGAUGGGUGUUCGGCUGGUCCUUGAUCCUAUUCAAUCUAUGGGUCAAGAUGGAUGCUCAUCGAGUAGUCAAGGAUUACGCUUGGUACUGGGGAGAUGCAUUCUGGAUGAUGGUCAUGCAGAAUGAUCUAGUAUUUGAUGGGGUGUAUGAAAUCGCACCUCAUCCAAUGUAUUCGGUUGGAUAUGCUGGUUAUUACGGUUUAUCCAUGGUCGUUGGUUCCUACACCGUCCUGUUCGUCUCGCUGGCAGCUCAUGCAGCUCAGUUCGCUUUCCUCUUAUGGUUUGAGAAUCCUCAUAUCGAGCGAACUUAUGGAGGGGGUCAAAAACCCUUAGUCUCUCGAACACCCCUCUCGUGGGAACACGACAACGGAGUCGCCGGAGAAUCAGGGUUCGCGGCCAUAGCUGAAGAAGGUGGUGAGGGUCCCACACCUUCAGUCACUGAGGGCGAAACGGAAAACGAAUCUGAAUUACCCGAAUUACCACCUUCCAACGUCGAAAUUCACCCUGUUAUCCGAAAACCUCGUUCAGACAGUCUAAUGUCUUCAGGCUCAAAUACCGAUUCUGGAUAUGCGAAAUCAUACCCUGCAACCACAGCCGGAAGAAAGUCAAGUAACAAGAAGUCCAAGAAAUUAUCAAUGCACGAUUUGACCCAUAGAUAUUUUAGAAAACCUAUGAUCGUGCUAUCUCAACUUGAUAUGUUCAGAGCGAACGAUUUUGCGUUAGUCAUGUUAAUCACCUACGCCUUAUCUACUUUGAUUCCACCAUUAUCGCCUCGUCUCGCUUUGUCCGGUCACUUCCUACAUGCCUUAUCAUGGAGAUUAUUCCAUUCCUACGGCUUAGGAUUAUUGUUACGCGCUCAAUCGAAAUCUAAAUGGUUGGUCAGACAUUACCUAAAACACUAUCAUUAUCCAGCUAAACAAGAUGUAGUGAAAAAAGCUACUGAAGAAGCUUUUGGUAAUUGGCAAGUUGCUUAUAACAUCAGUUUGGUGAUGACCUACGUCUCAUUCGCUGGAUUGGCGUGGAAAACUUAUCAUUUACCUGGUGACUGGACUGUCAGUGGAACUAUCUUGAGACAUGUUUUGGGAUUGCUCUUGAUUGCUCUGCACAUCUGGUCCGCUGUAUCAUCGUAUGAAGUACUGGGUGACUUUGGCUGGCUCUACUCCGACUUUUUCCUGCUCGAACACAUACCCUCUCAACUCGCUUACACCGGUAUCUACCGAUUCCUCAACAACCCCGAGCGAAGUAUGGGUGGAGCCGCGUUCUUGGGUAUGUGGUUGAUCAGUAAUUCCAAACUCGUCUUUGCAUUGGCUUUGAUGAGUCAUUUGAGUCACUGGUGGUUCUUGUCAUUCGUCGAGCAGCCACAUAUGAAGAAGCUUUAUGGCGAUCGACUUCGAAAAGAUGGUGGUUUGACCAAGACCCUCAAGAAUGUUGCGGACAAGACUCUCUCCACUAAAGGCGGUAAGAGGGGAUCUGAGAUCAGAAGAGUGGUUCAGGAAGUCAAGGGUUCCAUUGAAAAGGUCGAAGAGAAGGUUACAGAAGCUGUUGAAGAGUUCUUAGACCAUGCCCGACCAAUGUUCUCUGAUAUGGUCCAUGAUACCAAGAUUUUGCUCCAGCACUCAAGAGAACGAAUGAUCAUUACACGAGUCGCCAAUGACAUCUCAGCCUAUGAUCCAUCUCGAUAUUCGUUGACUUUACCCACUUCGUCGUCAUCUCCUGUACCGAGGUAUCACGUUGGGCAACCCAUCCGAGUAUCAUGGACAGCACCCUCCAACCACUCUCGUAAAGAUUGGAUCGGUAUCUACAGGUUGGGAUCGAACAAAUCGACUUUAGUCACUCGGAUCUCCUCUGUAGGCAAAUGGAUGCCAAUCUACGAGGAUGAAUGGGAUGGUGAUACCUACCUCAAUCCAUCGGUCAACGAAAAAUCGGAUGCUGGAGAAGUCCUGUUCAAGGGUGAACGAUUACCUUGGUUACCUGGUAAUUACGAGAUAAGAUAUCAUCAUGAUGGGAAACAUAAUGUAAUGUCUAGAGUGGCUCCUAUUGAGAUAUAUGUCUCCAAACCUUCUAACCCAGAUUCCAUCCGAUCCAUCCGAUCGACUCUCCUGAACAUCGUCUCACUUUCAUUGGACAACAAUCCUAAACUUAUCCCCAGAUCAGCCAAAUCCAAGAUCAGAACACUCUCUUCAACCUCUACUUCUGGGUCCAGUUCUCUUUCUAGCUCGAUGGGUAAGAUGAAAGUGAAACAUCAACCUCAAUCUAUUGGUUCUGCUCUAUCGCAAUUAUCCGAAUCGGAGGCUACUCUACGACGAAAUGCAUCUUCCGAUUCUGAUUCUCCAAUUGGUCAAGAGGAAUCAAGCCCAGAUGAAGAAGCCAAAAAGGCUUACAUUGAAGAAGAACAAGAGGAAGAGGAAGAGGAUUCGUCUACACCUUCAGCUAAAUCAAUACCAAUCCUUCAACCUAAUUCACACAAUAGGAGACUAGAUGUGAAGGUGGGAACAGAUGGCGAGGAAGAUGUAUUUGGAAGUUCUCCAUCUUCGAUCGAUCUACACAAUCCUCCUCUUUCUUUCUUUGCUCCUAAUGGAGGAGAUGUAGGAGAAGACGAUAACCCACCUCUCAAGGGAGGAGGAGGAAUCGGAACGGACCAAGAUGAUUUCAUCAUCAUGACCCCCGUUCAAGCUCAACGGAUCUCUGAUCUAGCUCAAUUGGCUUUCGGAGUGGAAGUUUCAAAAGAUGUCGUAGUGGCUGAAGCGAAUGUGGGAGCGCUAGCAAGGAGAGUAGCGGGUGCGAGGGGUUUGACGGCUGGUUUGGGUCCAGCUCCAACAGGGAGUGAAAAGGAUGAAUGA
Messenger RNA from Kwoniella botswanensis, 3561 nucleotides. RefSeq lists its product as uncharacterized. The transcript has 14 exons. The coding region runs from base 1 to 3561 and encodes 1186 amino acids. Gene Ontology annotation, molecular function: phosphatidylethanolamine N-methyltransferase activity. NCBI's taxonomy places the organism in Eukaryota, Fungi, Basidiomycota, Tremellomycetes, Tremellales, Cryptococcaceae. The record is from RefSeq and is a predicted model, not a curated record. Gene Ontology annotation, biological process: phosphatidylcholine biosynthetic process.